This is a messenger RNA of Kockovaella imperatae, 1893 nucleotides long. Its product is annotated as glycine cleavage system T protein. Gene Ontology annotation, cellular component: mitochondrion. The transcript has 6 exons. Bases 160 to 1428 code for a protein of 422 amino acids. The record is from RefSeq and is a predicted model, not a curated record. NCBI's taxonomy places the organism in Eukaryota, Fungi, Basidiomycota, Tremellomycetes, Tremellales, Cuniculitremaceae. Gene Ontology annotation, biological process: glycine catabolic process. Gene Ontology annotation, molecular function: protein binding; aminomethyltransferase activity.
AUUUUGGAACCGUUGAUUUUUUUCCAACGAGGACCAAGGUCUUGGUGGCUUGAACGGCUUUGUCUUCUCGACGAGCAUCGGCAGGAAGCUCAUUCCUUCCUCACUUACAGCUCGCUUCGACGAUUUGGUCUGCCUGCUGGCUAGCCACGACUGUUCACCAUGUUGUCCCGGUCCCUGCGACGUGCGGCUAUCUUUCCAGCGGAGAUUACACCUCGAAAUGCCUUGCGACAAGCAACACGACUCAUAAGCCGACGAGGCAUCGCUAGUACUGCUGCACGAUGGCAAGAUCUUCGCAAGACACCGCUGUACGAGUUUCACGUUUCCCAAUCCGCGAAAAUGGUCCCUUUUGCUGGAUUCUCCAUGCCCUUAUCCUACGGCGAUAUAGGCCAAGUGGCUGCACACAACCAUGUCCGGACAGCUGCAGGUAUAUUCGACGUCUCUCACAUGCUGCAACAUCGCUUCACGGGUGAUUCUGCCGAAGCCUUCCUCAUGUCUCUUUGCCCUACUUCACUGGACGCCCUCCCGCCUUUCACCUCGUCUCUGUCUGUCCUCCUCAAUGAACAAGGAGGUAUCAUUGACGACAUGAUGGUCACCAAGCAAUCGAGCUCGGAAGCCUACUAUGUCGUUACGAACGCCGGUCGGAUCAAGGAAGAUAAAGAGUUGAUAAGGGAGAAAUUACGAGACUGGAACGAAUCUCACCAGAGUGAACCGGUCAGAUGGGAGACUCUGGACGGCUGGGGACUAUUGGCGUUACAGGGACCUAAAUCCGCCGAGGUGUUGCAGGCUUUGAUCAAGGAUGUAGAUCUGACAAGCCUCAAAUUUGGAAAGAGCGUGUUUGCUCCGGUCGGUCACGACAAGGUCAAGUGCCAUAUCGCUCGUGGAGGAUACACCGGAGAGGAUGGCUUUGAGAUCUCGAUCCCUCCGCAACACACUGUGGCAUUGACCAAGGAGAUAGCGUCCAAUCCCGAUGUCAUGAUGAUUGGCCUCGGAGCCAGAGACUCACUCCGGCUGGAAGCUGGAAUGUGUCUCUACGGACAUGACCUGAACGAAGCUAUCAGUCCAGUAGAAGCGGGACUGACAUGGACCAUCGGCAAAGAGCGACGAUCAGAAGAAGCCAGCCCAUUCCCAGGGAAAUCUCGGAUCUUGUCUGAGAUUGCCAACGGUCCAUCCAGACGACGGGUAGGAUUACAAGUUGAAGGCCCACCCGCAAGAGAAGGCAGCAAGAUCUUCGACAGUACAGGCACACAGGAGAUCGGAAUCGUGACUUCCGGUAUUCCCUCACCUACAACUGGCACCAACAUUGCCAUGGGAUACGUCGCAUCUGGGCAUCACAAGAAAGGAACUGAAGUUCAGGUUGAAGUCAGAAAGAAGCUCAGACCGGCCUUCAUUCGACCCAUGCCAUUUGUUCCUCCAAAAUACUACAAAUGAUCCACCAUCGAGCUUUGGGUAUGACAUGAGCCAUGCAUCUCUGUUUUGGGAGUACCGUUGCGUAUCGAAGCGCCAUGGAAACCCUCAAGGAGAGGCGAGAACGACGACUGCUCUCAAGGAAACACAUGCUGUACUGCGAAUGACUUGGCGCGACGCCACGCGCACCCCUCCUACUGCCAGAAGAUCGUAUGGACAUCCUCCUUCGCGAAGGACCUCCCGCAAGCCGGGCACUUGCGUUGUCUCGUCUCAAUCCGCGAGUCGAGACAGGGCGCACAGAAAGCUAGCAUUGAAAGUGAGUGAUCGUGCCUUCAAAGAAAAUCAAGAUACACACUGUGAUAACACCCAUUGAUGACCUUGCUUCGCAUGUUGUGCUUGCAUGACUGACACUUGAGGACGGCCUGAAAGCAAGUCAGACAGCACGCCUGAGAGUCGUAGAGGAGCUCGUCCUCACCCAGAGCUUUUCAG